GAAAUUUCAAUAGAGACCAGAGAGAAGAGAGCAGCUUCCCUUUCACAGCAUCAGCAUCGCACGCUAUCCUAAACCAAACCCCGAAGACUUCGAUAAUCAAAUCGCAUCAAAGACUUCUCACAGAAAACGCAACAGAGAAGAGAAGAGAAGAGAAGAGAGGAAAAGAAAAUUUACAUCACACGUGCCGUCCUCCAUUUCCACGCCGGGAAAUCCUCUGGGCACUACCAUCCUUCUCUUCUUCUUCUUCUUCUUCCUCCGGACACCCUGCUCUGCACUUUCUCGCUCCCACCCAAACCGACCCGACCCGACCCGACCCAACCCUAGAAAGGUCCCCCACCGUCUUCCCUCGCUCGCUUUCUCGCUUUCCGAGCACUGCCCACGAAGGCUUCCUGUCCACUCGAACGACAUCUCUGUUCAAAACUCGCCCUUUUUGUGGACCUCAUGAUCCGCAUCUGAAUUAAAAUCUCAGACCUUUCUCUCAUGGGUCCAUAUCAAAAUCUGUCCUUUUGAGUUUUGACCGUUUUUAGAAAGAAGCGCUCUUACCGCUGUACUUGCGAGAGGACCCACCAGUUAAUUUUUCGCUGAAGUUGCGGGGGGGAUUUUUUUCGCUCGAUGGGGGCGGUGACGUCGGCGAUGGCGGCGAAGUUCGCGUUCUUCCCGCCGACGCCGCCGUCGUACGAGGUGGCGAGGGACGACGUCACGGGGAAGCUGAGGAUGACCGGCGUGAGCGUGAAGGAGAACGUCGACGUCCUGAGCCUGCCCACGAAGAGAGGGAACGAGAUCGUCGCGCUGUACGUGAAGAACCCGGUGGCCGCGUUGACCGUGCUGUACUCGCACGGGAACGCGGCCGAUCUGGGCCAGAUGCACGAGCUGUUCAGCGAGCUCAGUGUGCACUUGCGAGUCAACCUCAUGGGGUAUGACUAUUCGGGAUACGGCCGGUCCACCGGAAAGCCAAGUGAGCAGAACACGUAUCACGACAUUGAAGCAGCGUAUAGAUGCCUUGUAGAGAAGUACGGGGUGAAGGAAGAAGAUGUUAUUUUGUAUGGGCAAUCAGUCGGCAGUGGACCAACUCUUGAUAUGGCCACCCGGUUACCAAGACUGAGGGCUGUAGUCCUCCACAGUCCAAUUCUAUCUGGGCUUAGAGUCAUGUAUCCAGUGAAGAGGACGUAUUGGUUUGACAUUUACAAGAAUAUCGACAAAAUACCAUAUGUCACCUGUCCUGUUCUGGUGAUACAUGGAACAGCAGAUGACGUGGUGGACUGGUCCCAUGGAAAGAAGUUAUGGGAGCUUUGUAAAGAGAAGUACGAACCACUAUGGAUCAAAGGGGGGAAUCACUGUGACCUGGAACUUUACCCACAAUACAUAAGGCAUCUUAAGAAGUUCAUAUCAGCCAUUGAGAAAGCUCCUCAUUUGAGGAAUAAACCUGUUCUAAACGGAGAUCAGCCAGAGAACCCUCGUACUAGCACGGACUUCAGAGAAAAAUCCAGAUCAAGCACAGAUCAACGAGAGAAAUCGAGGCCUAGCACCGAUCAGAGAGAGAGGCCAAGGUUAAGCACAGAUCGAAGGGAAAAAUCAAGAGCCAGCGUUGAAAAGAGAGAAAAGUCACAAAAGAGUGUAGAUUUCCCUGAGAAAGUAAGUAAUGGCACCGAUCAGCCAGAGAAGGGGAGGAACAGCAUUGACCGUUUUGGAGGCAUAAUGAGAUCAAGGUUGUGCAAUAUAGAUUGCUUCAGGCCACCGGCAACAGGCCGAUAUUUCUCUUACCCUAUGGCUGGUUCUCAAAGGAGAACCAAUGUACAUGGAUUGAGGCUCCUCUUGCGUGGUCGAACCAGGCAGUUCUUCAGAUUGAUGAAGUUUCUGUAGUUGUGUUAUGGUUGUAGAUUGUAGUUUAUGUACAGUAGGGUCAUCUUCAACGUUUUUAAGUUCUUUGAAUCUAGUUCAUGUGCUGCUAGGAUGUGCAUGUUUAUGAAGUAUUUUUGUGUUUAGUUAGUUAUAUCUGCGGUUUAAAAACUGCAAAGAAUGUACACAAAAGGAUCUUGGGUAUGUUUAGAUAGGGUCUUUUAAAGAAUGACACAUGCGUAAUACUUCUUAAGCAUAUUUAACAAGGGAA
This is a messenger RNA of Eucalyptus grandis, 2107 nucleotides long. Its product is annotated as alpha/beta hydrolase domain-containing protein 17C. The record is from RefSeq and is a predicted model, not a curated record. The coding region runs from base 613 to 1860 and encodes 415 amino acids. The transcript has 7 exons. Lineage: Eukaryota; Viridiplantae; Streptophyta; Magnoliopsida; Myrtales; Myrtaceae.